GGCGAUUGGAGGGGUUUUAUGGAAAGCUCUUGAAAUCUUCCGUGACAAUAUUGGCAAUCGAUAAAGAGAUUGCGGUCCCUCUUUUAAGAUUCGAUCGCUUAGUGACUAUUUGAGGAGGAGUGGUUCGUGACACGGCGAAUUUCUUUGUGGGGGAUAAAAAGAAAAUAAGGGUUUCUCUCUUAUUGCGUGGGAUAAUAUUGUUUUUUGCAAAGCCUACACACAGACACCAUGUCGUGUUUAAACAAGAUAACCGAGAUUAUAACAAUCACUUUGUUUCCGCCUCCUUUUCGCACGAUAGACACAAAUUGCGCACUAAAUAUGCUUUCUUAAAAUGUGCCAAAUUAGCGAAUAUAUUGCUGUCGAUCUUGAUAAAUAAGUCUAAUAAUCAUAUCGUAAUAAUAUAUUAUAUCCAUAAGAUAAAAGAACAUAUCCUAUGUUACAAGCAUUACUCUAAUAAUGAGAUAUUAAUGCGAGAAACAUAACCUACAGAACAUAUCUUAUGCUCUCUUGGCAUUAUGUUAUGAUUCAUAUUUACAAUUUUGCUCAUUCAUCUUCUUUGACCCUCGGAAAUCAGAGCUGGGAAUUAACAUGUUUCCUACGUAAAUUGUAUGUCGUGCUCUUAAGUUAUCGCAAAAGAUCAUAAGAUCUGAUGCUUCAUUGGUUAUGGUCAACUAUGGAUAAAACUUUGUGAAAUAAAUCGCGAUUUUGUUUUUUUAAAUUGUAAAAACAUUUAACGGUGUUGAAAUAUAGCGCCGUUUAAAAAAUCUUUUUAAAAACCCUUAAAUUAAAAUCAGGUAAUACUAUCACAUUAAAAAUAAAAAAAUUCUGACUUACUUGUGUAGGCGUUCCCCUGAAUCGUCCCCAGUCGUAACGCAAGUUUUCGGAAGGGAGAUUUCGGAAGCGCGCAAAGCUUAAAGGGAAGGGAGCAAAGAACGUCACUUCCCUUUCCCGCUAUUUCCCGCUAACCUGUAAGACUUUGAUUGAUUGAUUGACUUUUCCCACCGAGCUCAGAGUCCAGCGGUUUACCGCAUUCUGUUAUGCGCAAGCACUACUUUCAAACAAGUGGCGCGAUUUUUUUUUCGAACAAGCUAAAGUUGAAAUGAGAAAGUCCUAAAAUGCUACUAAAAUUCUUCAAACCGCCUCCAUAUUUUGUCCACAUGGUGAGCUUCUAAUUCUUCGAGAUUAAAGGCCUUGUUUCUAUAAGAAAAACGCCAUGGGAAGAGGUCAAAUUAUUAUGAUUUUGGUUGGUUUGCUUUGCCUGGCGAAUGAAUCUUAUUCGGAUGUGAUUGCAAAGAGUAGUCUACAAAUGUGCGAAAACACGGGAAAUAGCGACGAUCCAUACAAUGUGGUUGACCAAAAAGCCUGUGAGAAGAAACUCAUCGUGACUUUGUCAGUAAGAAGCGGUCAGAACGGUACUGAGUUUCUGAAAGCAGUGACAAAUGUCAGUAAGGUCUACGACCAGACAGAAAAAGAGAUGGCUCGCCUCUACAAUCCAUUUAUAAUCACGCUAGCUAAAACACCAGUGAAACUUACCUACCCCUAUUACUACCUUGCAAUGGUGAAUAACAAGCCAACAGAGCGUGUCGUCAUCUCAGACAGCAAGUGGCACGCCUCGGGUUCAUACCAUGCCUGCAGUGAUGCCUGGGAUGACGAGGAUGCACUUUGUGGCUUCUACACGGAUGCAGAGGGCAAGCCUAUCUGGGACAGCCAGGGUUUCUGCUGUCGCUGCACAGAGCAGGAGAAAUGGCGUGGCUCAUUUAACGACAAGAACCCUUACUCGCGUGCUGGUAUCAACUGCAAAUUAUUCGGGACUCAGGCUGCAGCGCACUGCAUGACCUUUGAUGAUCUGUGGUACACAGUGAAUGAGGUGGGGCUGUGGCAGAUGGACUUUAGCAUCCACGUGAAGGCCUACGACCUGGUGGUUGAAAAAGUGGGCAAUAAGACACAAUCCAAAUGGGUGGAUGGAGGAGAAAUUGUCAUUGGACCUACCAUCAGAAGUGGGGUGGGCGUACACGGCAGGCUCCACGCGACGUUCAUCGGCGAGUUCCAGUCACACAAGCAGUUCCCUGUCUUGACUACCAAGUACUUACUCAUCCCGUACGUGAGCGAGAAGGUGGACCCCAAGACACACCCGCAGUUCAGGAAUGGGCCUCAUGACUAUAUGCUGAUUGACAAACACGAGGUGAACUACAAGUCGUCCGGUCCACACGAGUGUGAUAAGAUUGGCGUCAGCUUCUCUGCAUUCCGAGCUCAGGCACCUAUGGGCUGCUCGCAGAAACAAGGAGACUGUCUUCAUAACCAACCCAAGGACUAUUUCGAGGAAGAUACGAAACGACGAGCCUCCGGGAAAACCCCGUAUUAUUUUCCUCAGAAGUUCGGCAAGCUGCUAGGAGUAAACCAGCGUAAAGACAACAAUCAUUUCGUGCUGACGUACGAAGUAGACGAGGUGAUGACGAGUAUGGUGACGUUACAGAUUAGCGCCGAUGACGUCAUACUCAUAUACAAUAGGGCUGAAGGCAAGAUAUUGCGCGCGUACGCCCAGGAUUUCGAGGCCCUGUCACGUGACGGUAACCUGUACGUCAUCGUACAAAACAUCGGCCUCGUCACGGCAGACUUUUACGUGGUGAUCAAGGAGUGUUCAGUGGGUAUCGGCAAACUGCUGGAGAAGGCAGCUUCUAUCAACCCACAGCAGACGCACUCCUUCACGUUCAGUGUGAAGGCGCAGCAGUGGAAAGGCGGAGACAAUUUCUGUAUAGUUCAACUGUACGAUGCGCGGCGAAAAAUGGUGGAUUCGUCUAAUGUGACAUUUAGGACUACCGAGCCAUGUGUCUGCGCCAGCAGCUGUGGCUGCAGCUGCUUCAAGAACGGGUUCAAGUGUACCAAGCGUGAAGACCGAGACUUCACCAAAACCAAACCCAAAGAUUCCGGGCUCGACCUCGGCUUCUUCCCCAAGCUUUGGAACAAAAUCAAGAAUGUCUGGGAUACCGUUACUUCCGUGUUUAACUUCAUGGAGUCCGGGUGGGCGUUGCUCGGGACUGCCCUUGGGCUGUUGUCACUUGGAGGGCUCAAGGCGUUUCUUGGGUUCCGGAAGACUGGGUCGCGUAUCGCGCGGUUUGGCUUUGGAGGAGCUAACAAGGGGCGCGUUCGCAGGCGCGAUGGAUCAGGGAGAAUGGUUACCAUGGAGUUCAAUGAGACGGGAGAUCGAAUAGACCCUGAAACUAAAGAAGUGAUCGAACCGAGGAACAAGAAGAAAGAACUCCUCCUCAACCUGUUCUUUUUCUUCAUCCUCCCCUUUCUCCUAAUUUACCACCUUGUGGGGUGGAUCCGAUGGCGCAUGCGAAAGCCUGGGAGCGAGGACGAGGAGCAGGCGGGCACUGGUGACGAACAAGGCGGGGCCUCGCCUCUACACAACAUUGAAGCACGGGCGGCCGUGGAUCAGUUCCUCCAGCCGGACACGAUAGUGUACCACAGCUACUCCCAAGAUGACUAUGUCGCACAGUUUUUGAUUAAUCCUGGAAAACGUUUUUGUAUGGCGGGAAGGAUGACUUCACUCUCAGGGCCAUCCGCUGACCAAUUCAGAUUUGACUUGCUUCAAGCGAUCCAGAUCUACGAGGUGAUCGAUAACAAGCGGAGACGACUUGAGUCCGUGAACUCGCUCAACGCUCACUAUUUCUCUCGACUCCUCAAUGCCGAAGCUAUGAUCGAUUGCCUGUCGCUCAAACCUGCCUUUCCUUGCCUCAACGUCAACAGAAAGCGCAAACCUAAACAAAAAUGAGAUGCUAAAGUUUACGCAGUGCUAGUCGUGCGUCAACCAAGCGAAUGCAUACAGUUAUAGCUGAGCUAGUCUAGCUGAAGCUAGAGAUAUGAUGUACUAUACUAUGAGGCUGAAGCCACUUCGUAAAACUAAUUUUACUAAAGUUUUCAAUUUUUCUGCAUGCACUCGCCAAGAUUCUCAGCAGCUUAAUCGCCUUCUGCUCUCCGUCAUUCAAAACCCUUUGAGUGUUUUCAUUAGCAUCACUGAAAUGGUUUCAAUCACGCCCAUUCCCCGCAAGGCACUGGCCAAUAAAAAAAAGCACCAAAUGUAAUUCCGUUUGAAUGACAGAAUCAGUUUAGUAGUUGAGAUUAUUGACGAGAGUUCGCAGAAUAGUGAAAGAGAAGCAGAAACGAGAAGAACAACAAUAGAAUGUCAACCGCGUGGCAGGUUAAACCAGAACGCGCACUAUAAAAAGGAACUUGCCUUAGGCAAGCUGUAAUUCGUCAUUUGACAUCACUGAGUGCAGAGCUCCGUAGAGAGAGACCAAAAUAAUAUAAUUAAGUUCUAGAGUGGCCGAUAACACACUAUAGAAACAAACAUAGCCUUUUCAACAGCUGUUUCUUGAAACAGAACGAAAAAUAGCGAGAAAUAGAUAGGUUUUGAAGCGAUGGAUAUUUCAAAUUUGUUGUUUGUACGCGCGCGCACUAUAAUGACUCCAUUUUAAAAGAGCGCGCUGUUUUUAAAUUUUAUUUAUAGCGCGCGUUCGUGUUUAACAGUGAACAAUUCACGCAGGAUACCAACAUUGUGUUGGUCUCCUUAGGCGUGGUGGGACCAGAGAAAGAAUUCAACCCGAGGUUAAAAUUGUAUGUAUAACGCCUGAGCGUAAGCCCUCCGUCGAAGCCAAACAUACAAUUUCAAAAGUAUAAUAGACGCGCUACUUUUCAUGUGCCACUCCGAAUGUAAAUACAGGCAAAUCAAGAUAAAAAAAUCGACUUAAUUCAUUUGCAUUUACCGUUAUGGUUCAAAUAAGCGCACGGUGCGCGAGGUCGAAGGGGGCCGCUUAUUGGGGAGGGGGCGCUUAUUCAAAGAGGGUGCUUAUUCGAAUCAUUACGGUAUUUGUAUUUGAAAAGACAGGCACAUGUAAAGAAAGGCGUCUAAAACUAGGCCUAAAUGAGUAAGAUUGGUUGAAUCAGGAUUACCCUGAGCGAACAAAAUAACAAAACAAAAUAUUCUACUUGCAAGAUAUCAUGGGACCGUCAAAAAAUAUUUUUGUUCACGUGACCAAUUAAAGUGUUCAUUCUAUAUCAAUACAAUGAGUAUUUUAAGAUCAGUUUGUCUAGGCGGUCUUACCGCUAUUGUAGGUAGGUGCAAUUCGUCCAUUCAAUUGCAUUCAUGUGCGAUUGUGGUGUUUGAUCAGUUGGUGUGCUUUUAAACUGCUCGUUGUAUCACCUGUUUUUCCAUUUCCGAUUGGGAUUGUCUUCGUGCGCUUUUGAAAUUAAUCGAGCUCGCGUAAUGUCAAACUCUGACUUAUCUACGAGAUUGCAAA
Nematostella vectensis (starlet sea anemone) is the source of this 5300-nucleotide messenger RNA. RefSeq names its product hapless 2. The coding region runs from base 1214 to 3775 and encodes 853 amino acids. The record is from RefSeq and is a predicted model, not a curated record. Lineage: Eukaryota; Metazoa; Cnidaria; Anthozoa; Actiniaria; Edwardsiidae. The transcript has 17 exons.